Molecule: messenger RNA, 5101 nt
Organism: Toxorhynchites rutilus septentrionalis
Lineage: Eukaryota; Metazoa; Arthropoda; Insecta; Diptera; Culicidae
Product: glycogen debranching enzyme
Exons: 9
Coding region: 128-4786 (1552 amino acids)
Biological process (GO): glycogen catabolic process; glycogen biosynthetic process
Molecular function (GO): amylo-alpha-1,6-glucosidase activity; 4-alpha-glucanotransferase activity
Source: RefSeq, a predicted model, not a curated record
AGCCAUCCGUUUCAGUCAUUCGAUAGUACGGGCGCGGAUUAGUCGAUUCGUUUGUCAGUUGGUUCGUCCGCGUGAAGAUUUGUAGUUGAUUCGUUUCUGAGUUGGGCUGAGGCUAAGACAACUAACGAUGAUGCUUAAAAGAGGCAAUUCUUUUCUUCAAUCUGAGAAACUACAACUAGUCUCAGAGCGAAAGAUGUCGGACCAUACAGGAUCGUUAAAGUUGGCAAUCCAUCACAAUGAUAAAGGAGAAGGAGCUUUAUAUCGGCUAAAGAAAAACUCCCUGGUGCAUGUCCAUCCAGGAGCCUCAUUGUUGGGCCGUCGUGUGGCAAUUUUCUGCAAUUACCCCGCUGAUGGUAAAGACUUCGAUCGCAAGCAGUAUACUCAGCUGAAGUGGUUCUCUCCAACCGGAUCACAGCUCGAAACCGGCAAGUCCAAAUUUUUGUCCAUCAAGGAUGUGGAUUGCUACUGCAAUGUUCAUCUGACUCGUUCGGGGGCAUACCAUUUCUACGUGCUGUACGAAGAAAAGGAACAGGAAGGGCCACAGGCCGGUUUGUACGUUCAGGUGGAGCCUGUCCUUACGAUCGGUGAAGGCGAUGCGUUGACCCAUCUCCCCCUGGAGGCAAUCCGUUGUCAGACGGUAAUUUCCAAGCUCAUGGGACCGCUCCGCACCUGGGAAGCGAAGCUACAGGUUGCCAAGGAGAGUGGCUACAACUUGAUUCAUUUCACUCCGGUUCAGGAAUUGGGUGGAUCGAGAUCGGCGUAUUCGCUCAAAAAUCAAUUGGUAGUGAAUCCGGAGUUCCAGAACGACGAUGCCCAGCCGAUUAGUUUCGAUGAGCUGGAGAAGGUGGUGAAGAAGAUGCGCGAGGAAUGGGGAAUGGCUUCGAUCUGUGACAUCGUACUCAAUCACACUGCCAACGAGUCGAUCUGGAUUCGGGAGUACCCGGAGUGUAGCUACAAUUGUUUCACGUGUCCCCAUUUGAGGCCCGCCUUCAUGUUGGAUGCCUUGUUGGCACGCUUCGGAGACGAUGUGGCCGCUGGAUUGCUCGAGCAUGUGGGUGUUCCACCGUUGGUGGAAACAGCCGAUCAUCUGGAUGCUAUCCGCUGGCAGCUGAAGACGAACUAUUUGCCGCAGGUUAAGCUGCACGAAUUUUAUCAGUGUGAUGUGGAUAAGUAUAUGGCCAGAUUUAACGAUGAAGCCUCGAAGCAGACUCCAACUCCGGCCCAGCAGGUCCCCGAAGGUGACAUUCAGCUCAAGCGGGAUCCCGAGUUCCGUCGACUGGGCGCUGAGAUCGAUUUCGAUCGGGUGAUGAAAAUCUACAAUGUCUUCCGGCAGGAUUGCUUCGACGAGGAUAGUCGCAAGCGAAAGUGUGCCGAGACGCUGCGGGCGAGGCUGCAGUGGUUGAACGAAGAGGUUCGCAAAGAAAUCCAGGGUCACUUGGAUUAUGCCAUCGAGAAUUGUUUGGCGGGAACGCGUUACGAGCGCGUGCAAGGUGACGGACCGCGGGUGAAAGGAAUCUCGGUCAAGUAUCCACUGUUUAUGAAAUAUUUCACCCAGUAUGGUAUAAAGGGUAAAUCGUUGAAGGAUAUUGAAGUGAUGGCAUAUGGGGGUCCAGGCAAGCUGUUUAUGGCACAUAACGGCUGGAUCAUCAAUGGAGACCCGUUGAACGAUUUUGCUCGGCCUCAACCGGGGACGGGAAAUGUUUACCUGAGGCGGGAGCUGAUCGCGUGGGGUGACAGUGUGAAGUUGCGUUACGGUGAUAAACCCGAGGAUAGCCCCUAUCUUUGGAAACACAUGAAGAGCUAUGUUGAUACCACUGCCAGGAUUUUUAACGGCGUGAGAUUGGAUAACUGUCACUCAACACCGCUGCAUGUGGCUGAAUGGCUGCUCGAUUCGGCUCGGAAAGUUAACCCCGAGCUGUACGUUGUGGCUGAGUUGUUUACCAACUCGGAUUAUACCGAUAACAUCUUUGUGAAUCGGUUGGGAAUUACUUCACUCAUUCGAGAGGCCCUCUCCGCAUGGGAUUCUCACGAGGAAGGACGUCUGGUGUACCGUUACGGUGGUGCUCCGGUGGGAGCAUUCUUCCCAUGUCCGAAGCGCAUUCUGGCACCAACUAUCGCGCACGCUUUGUUCCUCGACUUGAGCCACGACAAUCCGUCACCCGUCGAGAAGCGGUCGAUUUUCGACCUGAUUCCAUCGGCGGCCUUAGUCUCGAUGGCUUGCUGUGCCAUUGGCAGUAACCGCGGCUACGAUGAGCUUGUUCCUCACCAUAUUCACGUGGUGGAUGAGGAACGCCAGUAUCAGGAGUGGGGAAAACACGUUACCAAGGGUACGGGGAUUGUCGCGGUGAAGGAAGCACUGAAUCUUCUCCACGGCGGGUUGGCCACUCGUGGGUUCGACCAGGUGUUUGUCGAUCAGAUGCACCCGGAUAUUGUUGCCGUUACCCGACACUCGACCCAGAGCCAUGAAACGGUCAUUCUGGUGGCGCACACUGCCUUCAGCUAUCCGAACGCUUGGGCUGGACCGACCGGAGUUCGGCCGCUACGAUUCGAGGGGAAUCUGGUGGAGAUUGUUUUCGAGGUUCAAAUUUAUAAAAAAACAGGGCAAACGUUCGAUCGCCCGUCGGAGUUCAAGAAGGACGACCAGUACAUAAACGGGGUGGACGAGUACGUGGUCGAUUUGCGCAAGAAUCUCAAACUAGAAGAGUCGGACAUCUUCCGGAAGGAGGCUGUUAUUGACGGAAACACAACUCAGUUGGAUUUUGUCAAUUUGAAGCCAGGGUCGGUGGUAGCAGUUCGUGUGGCCCUGAAGGAACAUAUCAGGCCACACUAUGACAAUUUGCAGGGUUUGAUUCAGGAGUUCCAUCAGGAUAAGGGUUCUCGGUAUGCCGAAUUGCAACGUAUACUCUCGAAGUUGAACUUGGUUGACUUCAACAACUUACUUUAUUGUUGUGCUGAGGAGGAGAGGGACAAUGGUGGCGGUCCUUAUAAUAUUCCCGGUUACGGGGAUUUGGUGUACUGUGGAUUACAAGGUAUUAUUUCAAUCCUGAGUGACAUCGGUCCGAAUAAUGAUUUGGGACACCCGCUGGCAAACAAUUUGCGCACCGGAGAUUGGCUAAUUGAUUAUUGCUCGAAGCGCCUGCAAAACUAUCCCAACCUGACGGAAGUGGGCACCUGGCUGAGUAAGAACCUCGCUUCACUGAAGGAGAUCCCUCGGUACAUGAUUCCGAGCUAUUUCGAUGUUAUCAUCACAGGGGUUCAUCGACUAGCCGUAAAUGCUGCCUGUAAUCUGAUGGCGAAUUUCGUUCGCCAUGGUUCGGCAUUUGGGCGCCGUUUGGCGCUCGGUUCGGUCCAGUGCGUCCGAGUCGCUCCAUCAGCUAACUUGCCAAAGCUUAGCCCGCAUGUUAACCCACCAAAGCCUCCAUUGCAUUGCGCUACAUUGGCUGCGGGAUUGCCACAUUUUGCCACUGGAUAUAUGCGCUGCUGGGGUCGAGAUACGUUCAUUUCCCUGCGUGGAUUGAUGUUCCUCACUGGACGAUUUGAUGAGGCACGUUAUAUGAUUCUUGGAUUCGGAGGAUGUCUGCGGCACGGAUUGAUACCGAAUCUGCUGGAUGGUGGAAUGAACGCUCGGUUCAAUUGCCGGGAUGCUAUCUGGUGGUGGUUGUACUGCAUUCGUCAAUACGUCGAGGAAGCACCCAACGGAAAGGCUAUCCUGAAGGAUAAGGUUUCCCGACUUUAUCCGACGGACGAUUCCGAGGCGAAACAGUCGGGUGAAUGUGAUCAAAUGUUGUACGAGACGAUUCAGGAAGCGCUGCGCGUCCAUUUCCAAGGUCUGUCUUUCCGAGAACGUAACGCUGGAACUCGCAUCGAUGCCCACAUGAAGGAUAAGGGCUUCAACAACCGGAUUGGAAUCAAUCCUGAAACGGGCUUCGUUUUCGGUGGGAACAACGCCAACUGUGGCACGUGGAUGGACAAAAUGGGAUCCAGCGAUAAGGCUGGAAACAGAGGAAUACCUUCCUCGCCAAGGGACGGAUCUGCGGUAGAGUUGGUCGGUCUACAAACGGCUGGUUUGCGGUUUUUGCAGAAAAUGGCGGAGGAAAAAGUUAUUCCAUGCAAUUCAGUGGAACGCUCCUCCACUAAUGGUACGAAGACAACAUGGACGUACAAACAGUGGGCGGACAAAAUCGUCGCGAACUUCGAGAAGGAAUUUUAUGUGGAUGAAAGCUCUGAGAGUCAGUACGUGAAUAAGAAAGGAAUCUAUAAAGAUACUCUUGGGUCGGAGAUUCCGUGGACGGAUUAUCAACUGAGGUGUAACUUUCCCAUUGCACUGGUUGCCGCCCCAGAACUGUGCAAUCCAAAGCAUGCCUGGAGGGCUUUGGAAAAUGCCAAAAAGUAUUUACUGGGUCAACUUGGAAUGAAAACACUGGACUAUGAGGAUUGGGGAUAUCGUGGAAAUUACGACAACUCAAUCGAUAGCGAUGAUAAAACGGUUUCCCAUGGCGCAAAUUAUCACAAUGGCCCCGAGUGGGUUUGGCCGAUCGGAUUCUACCUGAGGGCUAGGUUAAUUUUCGCUAAAGCGAAUGGACUUCUGAAAGAAACCGUCGCCGAAACGUGGUCCAUUUUGCAGACACAUUUAAACGAAUUGCAGCGCUGCCAUUGGCGCGGUCUAGCGGAGCUCACAAACGAGAACGGAGCUUACUGUAAGGACUCCUGUCGGACACAGGCUUGGAGUAUGGGUUGCGUCCUCGAAGUACUGUAUGAUUUGGAGAAAUACGAGAAAGAGCUAUAAAGUCAAGCAUCUGUUUCAAUCAUGAGAAACUUUUCAAUUAGAAAUGUGGAAUAAGCCUGAAGCUUUAAACCUGAGACAAACUCUGGGGAAUUCAUUAAAUUAUUUAUGCAAGUGUACGCUGUUUCAACAUCGGAUUUUUUGUAUAUUUGUUAAGUUUGCAAAAUUAUAUAUUUAUUCCCGUAUAGCCUUUUAAUGUUAACCCUGGUGGGAGCACAGCAUAUCUAUAGUGAACUCCAACUGUUCCGGACAGAAGAAAAAUGCAAAAACUUUUGUGUGCGCAUGUAGCACAAAUUGAAAUACAAUUUUAAAAUUCAA